Gregarina niphandrodes is the source of this 153-nucleotide messenger RNA. RefSeq lists its product as hypothetical. Lineage: Eukaryota; Apicomplexa; Conoidasida; Eugregarinorida; Gregarinidae. The record is from RefSeq and is a predicted model, not a curated record. The transcript is spliced from 2 exons. Bases 1 to 153 code for a protein of 50 amino acids.
AUGGUUACCAUGAAUUGCCAGGAUGCCUCUGAUUACUGCGCCGUCCCUGAUGAAUACCUCUAUCCUGGCGGAGAUACGGGCUUUGCUGACGCUGUGGACGAAGCGGAGUCCGACUCCAGACCCACUGCGAACAUGCCCAUCAUGCCAAAUUAA